Molecule: messenger RNA, 5323 nt
Organism: Macrobrachium nipponense
Lineage: Eukaryota; Metazoa; Arthropoda; Malacostraca; Decapoda; Palaemonidae
Product: neutral amino acid transporter 9-like
Exons: 13
Coding region: 172-2004 (610 amino acids)
Biological process (GO): amino acid transmembrane transport
Molecular function (GO): L-amino acid transmembrane transporter activity
Source: RefSeq, a predicted model, not a curated record
AUGUCAUGCCUGUUGCAAACUUUAGUAAACAAAAGUCAGCUGAGUACGGACGACGUGACCUAGCAACAACCCUUGCAGCCUCAGUCACAUGUUUUUAUCUGAGGGACGCAGUAGGAGGCCUAUUUUGAAGGCGGGAAAGUAAUCUCAGUACUUUUGCUCAUCAGAAUUGUGAUGGAUGAUGAUGCAAGAGCCUUAUUUGAAGAAGAGAAGAGUUCAGAUAAUGAUAAAAUCCAGGAUGAAGGAACGACUGAAGACGAAGGCGCAAGCACUGAUGCGCCAGAAAGCGACGAGUCAAGGGUAACGACAACUGGAACAACAAAUGUUCAUCCUGAUGACUUGCCACCAUCCUUGCCUAUAGAUAUCAGUGAACGAUCACCUCUGCUCUCUACAGCAGCUGCUGUUGCUGGUGUUUACUCAAGUUCCUGGACAAAUACUGUUGGUCCUUCACCUUACACAGUUGACAAUAAACCAAAGAGACGACCUUUUCACCCAACUGUUCCGGGUGGAAGAGGUAGUAUAGGUAGUCUUGUCAGAGUUGGCGAUGAUCAAGAUGGCGAUACCCAUCUUUAUACUAGAUAUAGAUAUUACUCAAGAUUACGAGCUCCUGUUGAACCAGGUGAUCCUGCACUGGUCAUUCCAGACCAUGUGGUUCCACGGGACCUGUUUCUACCUUACAUCCCUGGACAAAAGGUUGAUGCUGAUGGGAAACAAUCCUCGGCUAUUACAAUAAUAGCUAUUUGGAAUACUAUGAUGGGUACUUCAUUAAUGACUAUGCCAUGGGCAUUUGGUCAAGCUGGAUUUUUGGGUGGUAUGCUGAUCAUGCUUAUAAUGGCUGCAUUGGCAUUAUAUACUGCUAUUAGAUUACUAUCUCUACAGAAAAUCAUGGGAAUUGAAGGUCCAACGAUAGAACUCAGUAGACUUUGUAGACAGUUGUUUGGAGGUGUGGCUGGCAAAUUGACAGAAGGACUGAGUGUGAGUUUUUCUGUGUUAACUCUUGUAGGAGCUCAAGUUGUGUAUUGGGUCCUCAUGUCUAACUUCCUCUUCAAUACAGGAGAAAUUAUUUAUGAUGCUGUUAAAGGGGAACUCCAUAAUGACUCCUCAAGUGCAUUACUGUGUCCCCCAAAUGAUACCACUGUUAAACAGCUUACUGAUGCACCUUCAACAUUCCAUCGUUGGUGGCAGCAGGAUCUUACAGUGCCUCUUUACCUCAUCGUUCCUUUUAUCUUCAUAUUAAACUUACGGGAUGCCAAAAUCUUCACCUAUUUCAAUUCUUUAGGUGCGAUAUCUGUGUUAGUGAUGUAUCUAUUUGUGAUAUCAAAAGCUGCCCUUUGGGGGAUCAACUUGAACUUUACUGAUCCCACUGAUGAAUUUUACGUUCCUCUAUUUAAGAAUACAUUCAUGUGUCUUACUGGAACCUUAUCCUUGGCUUACUUCAUUCACAACUGUGUCGUUACUAUCAUGCAGGGCAACAGAAAUCAGGAAAAUAAUGUACGAGAUUUGUCAAUUGCAUAUGUUUUGGUUGCCGCAACUUACAUUCCUAUUGGUGUCCUGUUCUACUCAGCUUUUCCAUUACCAAAGUUCUGUGUUGUUGAUAAUUUUCUUGACAACUUUCCUCCGCACGAUAUAGUUCUGGCAGUUGUGCGUGGCUUCCUGUUCUUCCAGAUCUUGACUGUAUAUCCCCUGCUGGGUUUCUUUAUUCGCAACCAACUCUUCACUUAUUUCUUGGGUCCAAACUAUGAAUAUGAGCUAUGGAGGGUUGUCAUCCUCAAUGUGUGUCUGGUUACACUGUCAGUACUUGUUGCCAUUUUCUAUCCGAACAUUGGGUUUAUUAUAAGGUGGGUCGGAGCAAUCUCAGGCUUGGCAUAUAUCUUUGUACUGCCUUGUGCAACCUACAUGUAUGCAAUGUAUGUUUACAAGAAGCUGUAUUGGUACAAUGUUUUGAUUCAUGGAUGCAUCAUCUUGCUGGGGAUUGUUAAUUUUGUUUCUCAGUUUCUUACAGUAUAAAAUGUCCAGGUGAAUGUUUUUAUCAUUUGUAAUAUUUUACAUUUGAAGUCUUUGGUUUGUGUAUACAUGUAGACAUGUUGUAGUGCACAAAUCAGUGUUUUAUUUUAGAGUGGAAUGCUGUGAUUCAGAUUUGAAUUUGUUAUGGCAUUCAUAGUACUGUAUACUAAUACAUUUUUAUUGAUAUGUCCAGAAUAUAUAAUGUACUACAUCAGUGAUACUAUAUUUAUUUUUCAAAUACUAUAUAUACCUCAUGCAUUAAGAGAAUACUGUGUGUAUCUUCAAGAAGGGGUGUUUCAUAUGAGUUGUGAAAUUAUUUUAUUUGCAAGGUUAUACUGUAGUGAUGAAGGUGUACACUUUGAAGUGUUAGUUUGAUUGUAAUAAUUACUGAGGGUAAAAUAACAUAUUUUAAAUAUACUUGCACAGUAAGGCCUUUGUUCAUGGUAUUGACGUGUGUAUGUACAACUGCUACAUUUUCAGAAUUGUGCCUUUAUUAUCAUAUUCUUGCCAUAGAGUGAUAUUCUACUAUAGUAUUUCAGUAGUUGAGGCAUGCAAUAUUAAUUUCAGGUCAUGGUGUGAGGUAGUAAUGGAUCUACACUGGUCUUGGUAAAGAUUCUGCUAAUGAGAUUCAUUUUGGGUGUAGGAAGUGUCCAUUUUUUUCUUUUUAUACUAAAUUUUUAUUUUUUAUUAGGUAUGACAUGACCAGAAUCUCAUCAAGCAGUUGUAGCAUAAAACUUCUGGUAAUUAGGUAUUAGUAAUGAAGUCUAUUUGUAAAUAGUUAAAAACCAUAAACAAAUACAAAUAAAAUAAUAUUCAGGUAAAACAGACCAGUGCAAAUCUGGAGAAAUACAAAGUCUUGAGUGUUUUUUGAGUACAGUGUAUAAUUCUUUCCUUUUGGGGAAUAUAUUCAUGACCUUUAAAAGGAUCAUUGAAUCUUCUUGACUCAUUACCAGUGAUUAUCAGAAUUCUUAAAUUUCACUACUGCAGAUUAGUAUUGUAGAUCCAUUUUUUUUUUUUUUUUUUUACAUUUUUAACUAGUCUCUUCAUUUGUUCCCUGAGUAUUGAUAAUUUACAGGUGACUUUUUUUCAGUUUUAAGUUGUGUUCAUUGUAAGUUCCAAAGAUUAAAAAUAAUUUUUUAAAUUUCCACUAAUUUUUGUGAAUAUUGUAUAUUUUAUAGUAAAGUAUGAUUUUUAUACUGUGGAAAAAAUAUAUAUAUAUAGCGUUUCACACUUAAGUAACCGUGAUGGUUACCGUCAAUGUUGCUUUUGUAAAUUUUGCCUGUAUUUCAUCAACCUGUCAUGUUGAGUAAUAUUGCUCGUGUCAUAUAAUAACAGGAGCAGUCUUUAGUCCACCAGUAGUGUGAUUCCUAUAGUGAUAUUCAGUUAGUAUUUUGUAGAAGUUAGCAUUCUCUGCUGAAUGUAUACAUACAUUAAUUUCAGAGAAAAAGAAUUUUGAUUUUACCAUAUUUUGUGGUGGAAUUUCCUAAACACAACAGCCCCACAUGAGUGCUAACUUUCCUGAAGACAUAACAAGCUUUGUCCGUGUGUAACCCUGGAAGGUUACGUUCCCAGCAAACUUAACAUUAAACUGAUGCCUGUCAGGCUAAGUAGGGAAAGUUGGCUAAUUUCAUUUAGCUUCUGUUAGCUAGCACUAAAGCAUCUUUUAAAUAGCAUCCCUUGUUUUAUCCCAUAUGUUCUUCCCUUAGGUUGGACAUAUUAAAUUUAAUUUUCUGUUACUCCUUUGUUUAUCUCAGGCCUGUAGUUGAAUUGCUUUGAUUUUUUCAUUCACACAUUGGUAAUUGGUGUGAGGUAAAAAAUCUGGCUUUACACUUUAUUGAAAGAAUCUUAAUGUCUAAACUUAAUACAAGAACAUACUGACAAAUUAGCUGGUAGUAUAAGAUAUCAGAUUUUUACAAUUCUAAUGAAUAAGCUGGUAGUUUAAAAUGUCAGAUUUUGAAGAACACUCCAGUGCAAGGAAAAAUGCUAAGCAAAAGAUGACAACAAGAUUGGAACUAAGUGAGCUCUAUGCCUUAUGUAUUUUACAUCUGAAGCGAAGGCAUGCAGUAUACAUGAAGGUUCUUUGCAACUAUCAGUAUGCAUUAACUGUGUUAGGUUGAUCGCCUGUACCUGUUUAUUUUGAAAACUUACCCCAUAUAUAGUAAUGUGUUCCCUUCUGAGAGGAUAUUGGAAAAUAUGCAGCAAGAAAAUACAUUUUUCAGUGAUUUUCAUUGAUAUCCCAAAAAUUCCCCAGUAUAAAGAGAGAAGCACUGCAAGGGAAGAGCUUUAGUGGUUGGGUUGAAUUGUUUAGAUUCAUAAAGCCCUGCUUGGCUACUGAAUGAACUAAGCAAGGCUGUAUCAGAUAAGUCUGAUUAGGCACAGCAACCAUAACUUUGUUUACUAUAGGGUUCUGAGAACAGUUCCCCAGUAAUGUUAGGACUUGGCUACUUGUUCUUUAAACACAAGAGGUGGUUUGAAGCCUUAAAUUUUAUAUUGUAAAAACUUUGUGAUAAUUGUAAGAAAAUAUUCUCUAAAAAGCAAAUGUAAGUUUGUGAUAAUUGUAAGAAAAUAGCCACUAAAGAGCAAAUGUAAGUUGUAACUGAUUUUUAAGAAGACUGAUUGAUAUUGAUAGAAAAUUUAAAUUUUAAUGCUCAUUUGUAUAUAAUGUAAAGAAAUUAAUAACUCCUAUUUUUAUACUGGAACAUGUUCCAAUAUAUAAAUAUUUAAGGAACGUAAGUGUAUUGACUGUAUUGUAACAUUUUUGAAAAGUGAACGAGCUUGACAAGUCUACAUUUGAUUUCUGUUUGUAAUAGUAUAUAGUUUUUUUAAAUGUUUAUGCCGACCAUGUUGGACCAAAAGUUCAAAAUUGCCAUCUACAAGUGAGUACUUAUGCUUUUACCUAUGCCUAUGUGAUUUGAUGUAUGUCUGUGCUUGACUACUGAUCUUGAGAGUGACUAAAUUUUAUCAUAGUUAUUUUAAUUUUGUUUUAUUUCUUAGUAUUUUAACUUUGUUUUUUAAAUUUAGAUGGGGCAUUUGGAAAGCAUAAGUAUGUUCUUCGUCCCUUGAAACUUGAUGGAUUCAGUAGUAUUUAUUUUCUUGCCAGUGUUGGCAGUAUGUAAAAAACAUAUACCUGUUCUUUUGUUAGGUGAAAAAGUACUUAGCCUUUUUGAAAUUAUUGCAUAUUUAAAGACAGUAUUAAUAAAGGAAAAAUAGAAAACAUAUUUUAAGUGUGGUUAUGGCAGGUGUUGUUAUCAGGUGUUGUUAUAACAUAUUUUCUUUGAUGAGAGGAAAGAAUCUUAUAAGAUUAAAAUGUUCAGAAUUGAAA